Messenger RNA from Chilo suppressalis (striped riceborer), 8148 nucleotides. The record is from the annotation of a GenBank genome assembly. NCBI's taxonomy places the organism in Eukaryota, Metazoa, Arthropoda, Insecta, Lepidoptera, Crambidae.
AAAAAAAAUGUCAAUGUGACAGAUAAGUUUAGUGACAGCGCAUUCGGCCUCGAAAUACUUCCAAAAAAGAUAUUUAUAAUAUACUGCUGCGCAAAUCUCAGUGAAAACUAUGCAGCAGUUAACAGUUUUCAUGGAUAUUGAAAGCUCUCGUUCGUAUAUUGAUGAGCUAUAUUCAUCGGAUCCAAGUAAGAUUGUGGAGGCGUUAGUGACACUAAAAAAUUCAGUGAUUGGAAGUAAUCGGCAGAAAAGUUCAGUUAUACAGCAGGGUGUCGUCCCUCGUUUGCUACAGCUGAUGUCAGAUGUGGCCUUAGAUCCCACUAUAAGGCUCGAAGCUACUAUCACAAUAGGUUCAUUAGCAAAAGGUACAGCUGAGAAUGUGAAUUCACUAGUUGAACAAGAAGCAGCUACAGCUUUAGUAGAACUGCUGAAAACAGUGCCCAUAGACACCAAAUUGGCAGAGGCAGGACUAUGUGCCUUAAGAAGUAUAUUCCUGCAUCCCCCUGCUCCCAUAUCUGCUCUGCCAGUUGAUAUGAGGCUUCUGACAAGACUGACACAGAUAGCCCGUGAAGGUUCCGGCACGGCGCGAGCUUGCGUGGUGCGUAUUCUAUCCGUAUGGUGCGGGAGUGCCCGCGAGCAGGAGGCGCUGUGCGCGGCGGGCGCUUGCGGAGCCCUAGCGGCCGCGCUGGCGCCCCCUGCGUCGUCGGCGCCUUCUCCGUGCCGCUCGGUGGCGCCCCCGGCGAGGGUGCUCCCGGCGCUAGACUUACUCGCCGCCAUGUGCUUCGAGAGCGCCACCGUGUCGCAAGUGGCGCUCGAGACUAGAUACGGCGACAAGAAUAUCCCAGAGUUGCUGAUGGGUUUAGUGUCUCGCGACAAGCCACUGCCGGUGGCGAUGGGCGCGGCGCGAUGCCUCACCUUCAUACACCGCGCCGGCGCACUGCCCGCCGACGAUAACAGAGUGGUAUUCGGGGCCUUACCAUGUCUAGCGCGACUAUGUACAAAGGAAAUUCCAGAAGAAAUCCGGGCAUCUGCUGCCGAGACGUUAGCGUAUUUAGCAGAGGUUGACACGUCACUUCAAAGGCUAGCGGCAAUAUCGAACCACCUGAUGAGUUCUUUGGCGGACAUAGUAAACUGUCCCUCGGCAGCGGCGAAACAAGGCGCCUUUAAAUGCUUCGCUUCUCUCGGGGCUAACGAUGAAGAUAUCAGGAAAAGGAUUAUAGAGACCCACGGACUCAUGGUGCAUGUAGUGAACGGAAUGAAUAAUCCGGAACCUUCGGUACGAUUAGCGGCAGUCAGAUGUUUGCAUUCACUAUCCCGAUCAGUGCAACAGCUGCGCACGACGUUUCAGGACCACGCAGUAUGGCGUCCCCUGAUGCAGUUACUGAGUGAUUCGCCGGGUACUGAACUGCUGACCGUCGGCUCCUCAACGCUCUGCAACCUGCUGCUUGAGUUCUCACCGGCCAAAGAACCAAUGUUAGAUCAAGGAGCUGUUGAAAUGUUGUGCAAUUUAACGAAAAGGCCCGAAGCGGCGUUAAGACUCAAUGGCAUUUGGGCUCUUAUGAAUAUGGCCUUUCAGGCGGAACAGAAGGUGAAGCAACGUAUCCUGUGUUGUCUUGGCACGGAACAAAUGUUCCGCUUGCUCGGCGACAGCGACACGGGCGUCAUCAUGAAGACACUAGGUUUGCUCAGAAACUUGCUGUCCACGAGGCAGCACAUAGACGCCAUCAUGAGCGAGUACUCCUCUCAAGUGAUGCAGGCUGUGAUAGUAGUAUUAGAGGGGUCGUAUCCGGCUGAAGUGAAGGAACAAGCGUUAUGUAUUCUCGGCAACAUCGGCGACGGGGAGAAGGCGAAGGACCUCAUCAUGGCAAACGAAGACGUGCUGCGAAAAUUGGUCGAUUACCUGGCGCACCCGGAGAGUAAGCUGCAGGAGGCGGCGUUGUUCGUAGCCGGUAACCUGGUGUGGCGCGGGGAGGCGGGCGCGGCCGCGAGACAGGCGCGGCUCGCGGAGCUGGGAGUGUUGCGAGCCCUCAAACUACUACGCGUGAGGCACGACGCGGCGCAUCUGCAUGACAAGGUGAAGACUGCUCUCGCACAAUUCAACGAGUUCACAUAAUAUCACAGGGGCCCGAAACGAAAGCGUGUUAAGCGAAACUGACUUUUUUAGUGUUUUGCGGCGCUUGUGAUUAAGUCCACGCAUACAUAGUGAAACUAUUCGGAACACUUGAAAUAAUUAACGCUAAGUAAUGUAAAUAGCUAAGUGCGUAACGUUCGUUAUCUACUGGAGGAGUGUUGAAAUAAUUUAUUUUAAUUUAUCAUGUGUUGACGUAAUUCCCAAUUCACCUGUUUCGAAUUGUCGAAUUUAAAAAUAAGGCUCGAUGUAUUUUCCUUUCUUUCAGCAGCGCCUUGGCUCGGGUCUACAAACUUUAUAUUCGUAAAUGAUGAUGUUUUUAAAUAAAUAUUCAAAGUUCUGAAAGAUCCUAUUUAUGCUUUGGCUGUUUGUAUCAGCUGAUUUUGACUUCUGAUGGUCAUAGAACAAUGUUAUUUACAUAAUUAUUGCUCAAUGGAUAUUGGAAGGUCGCUUUAAAUAUUUGUCUCAACUUCUCUACCAUGUUUAUGUGUAAAACUAAGGCUGGUUACACAAUGUAUCAUUUGCCCGGUUCGAUUUCUGUAUAUGCAGCUUGUAUUUUACAUGUCUGAAUAUACGACAAAGCUUCAAUGAAAAUAUGUAUGUAUUAUUGGAUUUAUACUUAGAACACUAAGGAAGCCUAACCGUACAGUCAACUUACAAAAAUAAUGUUAAGGAACGAUCAUCUAAUUCUCACCUUAAAUACCUUUUUUAUGAAUAAACUAGUGGCCCGCCCUCGCUUCGCUUCAGGGUAGAAUUGAUCAAAAUCCUUUCUUAGCGGAUACCUACGUCAUAACAUCUACCUGCAUGCCAAAUUUCAGCCCGUUCCGUCCGGUGGUUUGGGCUGUGCGUUGAUAGAUCACUAUGUCAGUCAGGCAGUCACCUUUUAGUUUUAUAUAUAUAGAUAUAUCCAACAAGUUGUUUACAGCUGAUUUUUUUUACACUUAAUAAUAAUCGUAUCACAUAAUUAUCGGGCAAAUGAUACAAGUGUUCCUUUUUGUGCUCUUCGGAUACUCGUCAAAUGUAAAUGACCCACAAUGGAGGUGCAAUUUGACCUCGCAUAUGAUAAAUGUGAAGUUAGCUAAUGUAGUCUAACUACUCUAGGGUUAGGUAAGCAGAUGUUAAUAGUUAAUGAGUACGUAUGACCAAUAUGUGGCACAAACAACUUGAAGGUUGAAACAUAGUAGCUCUUCAGUCUAAAGUAAAAACUAUCAAAAUUCUCUUAUCAAUUUUCAACCUUAUUUGUUUUUUUAAAGUUCAACAGAAUUUUGUAUUUUUUUGGUAUCCUGGGGGUCUACUCUCUUUCUCCGAAACGAACUUUCGAUAACGAAGUUCAAACGAAAUUCAAUUUCGUCAAUUUAAGGUUAUACUUGAUUUGAACGAUAAACUAUCAAAUUGAAGCUUUAUUUAAAUAGGCUUGGAAAAUCUACACCUACUAUCGAAUCAUCUAUGACGACGAAUAUUAUUAUAAUUAAAAACGAACCAGAAACACAGUAAGAAAAGUGCGAAGUUUCGAUCGAAAUUUCGUUUUUCGUUUAAUUAGAAUAGGCCUUACCUAUAUUUUGUUCGUACAACGAGUUUAUGGAUCAAAUUCAAACGUUAAUAUAGUUUUCAACAUGUUUGCUAAAAAAAUGCAUUUUUGAACUUUCAAACAAUGUAUACAACCUCUGUUUAUAUACAUUGUUCGAAAGUUCAAAAUUACGCACCAUACAACAGGUCGUGCGGUAGAAUUUUUACCGCACGCUCCGGUAUAUGGCACGGUGCUUAUCCUUUACGAAACAUUCUUGGAAGCGCUUCUGAUCUAUAUGUUCGUCUCACUUUAAUACUAAAAAAAGAAACAGAGCCGAAAGAUGUAAUUCUAAUUUUCACUAGCACGUGGUGCCACGUGGAAAUGACCGCCAUUAUCUUCUUAGAAAAAGUUUGCUUCAUUACUUAAAAAUUAUACUGUUUUCUCGCAAAUGUGUUGAAAAACGUUGUAUGACAUUCGUGCGGAAUUGGUCUUAACAAAUUUGUGACUAUGGUAAACCCUCGAUUUCGUCUCGGGCUUACAUUCGUCUACUCGUUUGUCUACUCGUUACCAACCUUACCGCAUUAAUAUCAUAAAUAACUAUUCUCAGUGCAGGAUUUUUUUCUCAGUUGUUAACAUAAUUGUCGUCGCGUUUUAUAAAGUCACAAUUUGAGUGGGUAGCUUUUGAUAAGCGUAUGAAAAAGUAAGUAAAUAUACUAAAACUUCUUAAAGGUAAUUAUUUUGUAUAUGUAAACACACGUUAGGCCGCGUAUAGAUUUAUUUUUUCACGCUAUGAUUUUUUCAUACGGUAUUCACGUGCACGUGUCAAGAGACUAUGCUUUUAAAGCAAAAUACGCUUAAUUUUAUUUCCAGUAAAGCUUUAAAUUAAAUGACCAACGAACUGACAGCAUGGGAUUUGACGACGCCGCACUAUAAUUUCGAUGAAUAUAAAACACUUGCUUACUAAAUAGGAUUCACAUGUUCAUUUAACCAAAUCAACCUAGUUGUUUACGUGUGACUAAUCAACUAUGACCGCUUACAAUUUGUCGUUCCAUAAGCUUAUUUGUUGUCUGUUAACAUAAAAAGAUAACUAAAAUCAUAGAUGGUAACACUGAUAUAAGCACUCCCAGAAAAUAUUUUUUAUUGCUUGCACCUAUGUAGUCAGUUGUGAAUCAUCAUCAUCAAGUUAGUUCAUCUGUUGCUUGUGAACAAUAUGGUAGUUAUCGAUUUAUUCUUACUAUUAUUAAAAAUUGUGUCGAAUGCAUUAAAAUCUGUUCAAAAUUCGUAUUCAUGUCGUAAUCGUCAUAACAGCAACAAGUGCGUAUGGGAUAGCAAGCUACUUCCACCACUUUCCCACUGCUCCUUACAGUUGUAAUUGAAAUAUUUGGUAGCUGAUUUUUUAUGGAAAUAUCUUUCCCGUCCGAAUUAUACGUUCUAUUUCAACUGCGAUAUUUAACCCAGUGGUAUACGUACGUCACGUGUACACACAUGUUAUGUCACACCUACAAUGUAAAUCCAUUUAUGUUUUACUUACUCUUUACACAUUAUACUUGAAAGCAGCGGUGCCCAACUGGAAUUGUUUACAGAGGCUCAAGUAUGAAUUUUGACAGCUCCGUAAUAGUAACGUAUCGUCAAAGUUUUUAUUAAAACUUGCUUUGUUUUGAUCUGCCCCUACCGGACGUAAGGUUGGCUGGCUUCUUUCAUAUAAUAUUUGUCCAUGACGGUACGAUUACAGAGCUGUCAAAAGAGUUAAAAGAAAGCUCAGUGAGAUCAAAGAAACUGCAUAGCUUCAUUAGUUAGUGAUCCAUUUGGUUAAUAAUAAUAAUAUGGACACCCUCAGCUGCUCACAUUAUGUUGCGCCGGUCGCAUCUAGGGUGCCCACAGGCAGUGUUGCCAACGAGCAGCAAGGCACCAGCUACCAAGCUAGAAUUAAGAGAUUUUUAGUCCGUAUCUCAUUUCAUAAUCCAGUUAUCCGGUCCAAUAAAAUCCUAUCCACAUAGCCCGAACCAAGUAAAUCCCUCCCUGGCAAUAGUUCGGCAGCUAUAGAAGACUGUAAAUAAAGAGAUAGACCUUCAUAGAUGCAGCCAUCUCACUUUUUAGAUAAAAAUGUACAAAAAGGCCUCUUCAUGUUGGCUUUGGUCCCACGAGCGCCUCAAACGACCGGGUUCCCAUGAACCCGAGUUUGAAAAGUGUACCAACAUAAUAAUAAUUCCAACACACACCACUUUAUUAGCCUAGCCCCAAAGUCAGCACUGUAGGCUUGUCUUAUGGGAUACUAGGGUAACGGAUAGAAUACGUAAAUAAGUAUAUUUAUAUAGAAAUACAUAUUAAACAUCCAUGACUGGAGUACAAACGCUCGUAUUCAUCACACCAGUAAGUAUAGUAAAUCUUACUUCUUUAGUGCGUGCUUGAACUGCUUAUUCCUCCUUAUUCGCGGGCGCUUAGUAUACCACUUAGGUACUACUCCUUUUAAGGUUGAAUUAUACUAGGUCUUGCUGGAUUCGGGCUUGCAAAUUUACCAGCAUUUGCUAUGAGCCAUAUUUGACCCGUCAAUGGUAUAGAAAUAAAGGUGAAUUGUUUGAGAUAAAAGCAUGAAUUAUGUUAAAAGUUUGUAUAUUACACCCUGGAAAACUUCUUAAGAACGACUAUGGUCGUUGAUGAAUUAAGUAAUUCAUUAAAUAAUUUAUCAAUUGACCAUGGAAGAGCCUGUACAGCAGCAAUUUUACAUACAAAUACGUCUACUGCGCAAGUUUGUUAAAUGUUGGCUGUGGCUCAAGAAGUGUGCCGCUACCUAUACCAAUGAUAUCUGUUCUGUGUUUCAGUUAACAGUCAAUACACUGAACCAGAAUUUAAGGGAAUGUUUGGAACAUUUUGUGAAAAUCAAUGGAUGAUAUUAAAUUCCCCGGGGAAAAAUUCUCACGAACAAAUAAAUGGACUAAUGUCGUCGAAUAUGAUAGCAUGCUCGCUAUAUUCAUAUAUUUAUAUUUUUGUAUGCUCAUACAUUUAUAUUUUAAAAAAUAUUUUAAAAUUACAAUUCAAUACUCUUGCUUUACUGACGUUUAAUUUGAAGAGGGAUGUAGAUGUUACUCUUUUACUGUCGAAAAUUCAUGACGUUCUAAUAAAUUUCCUUUAAAAGAAUCUUUAUACUUUAAAAGUACUUGUGUUCGUAUUAUAAUAUGUUAUAAAACUUUAAACUAUAAACUAUAGAUGAUUGAAAACUUAUUAGUUUUUUUAUGUUAUUUUUAACUUCCUUCACUGCCACCAUUAUUAUUAUCUAGCGAAAAAAAUGGCUUCACCGAAGCUCCAUCGAAAACGUCGGAUAUUUCUUUAGCCGUAAUGUGAUCCCGCUUAUCGUCGAUCCACCAUAAUAAAAAGCGAAUAUAUUACGACGAAAUCUACAAUCCGCCUGCAGCACCUAUACCUAAUCAAAACAACUCAUAUUUAAAGUUUAGUCUUUCGUUGGAAACAACAAACAGCUUGUCAGCUUAUAUUUCCUGCAAAAUUUAUACUCACUUGAGUUAUGUAAAAUAAUAUUUUGUAAUUGCAAUCUCAUAUAAUUAAUCAAUUUUUUCGUGUACAUGUGUUUAUUAAUGACAAUUUUGUUAGAUCAGCUCUCAUUCAUUUGUUAUACAUUCUUAAAUAAUUUGUAUUUUAACCAUUUCUGUUUUACUAAGAGCUUAUGAACCAUCCCUGUAACGGAUCUCUUACAAGGUUAGAAAGUUUGUUGAUGAGUUAUAGCAUGCUAUAUUAAGGUAGAGGUAACAAUAUCUUUAAAUAAAUAUGGUUACUAUCAAUCAAUCAUUUAUUUGCAUGAAGUCAUAUGGAAGAUUACACAAGUGUCCUUAGGUACCUACAAUGAUUUCAGCUUGUAUGCAUAUUUAAUAAAUUACACUUUAAUAUAUCUACUAUACAUGGCAUGCUAUUAAGUUUAUAGUUCAUUAAACGAAUUUCUUACAUUACAAGAGAACCGUUACCGAAAGCUCAUGGACUAUAUGAUACACACGUAUUUGUAUAACAACAUAGUGUUUGUUACCUUCAGGCUGUAAUAGGUUAUGAUUGAUUGAUGAAUUACCUCUGCUUAAUUCAAUAACCAUGUAAAUUUCAUAAUUAUACUUAAACUCAAGCCUGUAGUACUUCAUAUUGUAAAUAAACAAAAAAAUAGUGUCGAUUAUGGCAUGAUUUUCUAAACUUUACAACAGUGUAUCCUUGUCAUUCUCUAUACAGAACGAAAAGGGGAGACUGAUGUUAAAUUUAGUUUUAAGUUUAGAGAAUCAUGCCGGUAUCAAACCAAUAUCCCAAAAAGUAAAAUCAUCAAGAUUUUUUAAGACCUUAUACUUUGGAAUUAAUUGUAUUCAAGAAAGUACUAUGUAGUAAAUUUAUGAUGCAAUGUCUGCAAUGUCUCCUCAUACUAAAUGUAAAAUGUGUAUCUGAAAGAUUGAAAAACUUACAACGUAAUCAUGGUUAAAAUAUUUUGUUUCUUUUGUGAUGUGAUAUCAAAUUGCUAUCCAAAUGUUACUGA